Messenger RNA from Coturnix japonica (Japanese quail), 2219 nucleotides. RefSeq names its product cellular repressor of E1A stimulated genes 1 (gene CREG1). The record is from RefSeq and is a predicted model, not a curated record. NCBI's taxonomy places the organism in Eukaryota, Metazoa, Chordata, Aves, Galliformes, Phasianidae.
CCCGCAGCGCUUGCCGUAGACAGUGUGGUCGUUGUGGGCUGCGGUGCGUCAUGGUGCUGCUGGUGCUCGUGUACGCGGCCGCGCUGGCCGUGAUGGCCCACGGGUCCGGGUCUGGGUCCGUGACCAUCCCCCGGCCCGAGGAGGCGGCUCGCAUGGCUCGCUUCGUGCUGCACAACUGCGAUUGGGGCGCGCUGGCCACGCUCUCCACGCAAGAAGGGCUGCGGGGCCGCCCGUUCGCCAACAUCUUCUCCAUCAGCGACGGAGCCCCGGGGCCUGGAGGAGGCAGCGGCGUCCCGUACCUGUACCUGACCGACAUGGAGAUCUCCGUGCAGGACCUGGAGAUCAAUUCGAAUGCCUCUCUGACCGUGUCUUUGGCACAGACUCCGUACUGCAAGAAGCACAGAUAUGACCCCCAGAAUCCCCUCUGCGCCCACAUAAUCUUCUGUGGGAGCAUCGUAAAGGUGAAUGAUUCAGAAGCAGCCUUGGCGAAAAAGGCAUUAUUCACUCGGCACCCUGAGAUGGAAGAUUGGCCUAAGGAUCACAACUGGUUCUUUGCCAAAUUCAACAUCACCAAUAUUUGGGUUCUAGACUACUUCGGUGGGCUGAAAAUCGUGACACCGGAAGAAUAUUACCAUGUCAAGCCGUAGCAGAGGAAGAUCCUUGGUGAUGCUGAUGUUAGGAAUGGAUUACUUCAGAUGAUUGCUCUGUGAAAGGUUUUCUGUGUGUAAUAGAGCCGAGUUGAUAAUGCAAAAAAUUCUUACACCUUGCAUUGCUAAUAAGCUCAUGUAAUCCUUCUGAAGUACAUGCAAAUUCACACUAACAUAGAUUGAAUCAUGCCAUACACAAAAUCCUUUGUGUGUAAACCAUAACUAAAUCUUGUUCAGUAGACAGAAAUCUGGAGUGUUUUAGUCUCUUAAUAGUCCACGUUUGGAAACGCUGUGUUUACUAGAAAGUGAAGGAUUAGUCUGGUUCUAAACUUUCAGUGCCUUAGUUAAAUUAUUUCUGUCUGUAGGCACUCUCCAAUUCUUUUUAAUACAACUUCAUUUGUCAGUGGUAUUAAAAAUACCUCUUUAUCUGGCACAGCACUACAGGAUGGCUCAGCUGACUGGAAAGCCUUGCUUAUGUUGCAAUGACAGAUGAUAUAUUGAGUGUUGAAUGUUUUUUUCAAUGCCUGUACACUCACAGUUUGAGCUGUUUUUCUGUUUUGCUACCAUGAUUGGGUUUAUGGAAAUUAUAUGUGUUCUCCAGGCUCGUGAUGAGUUCUUGGUAAGUCUUGUCUAGUAGUGAUUAUAUGCCCUGGUUCUUUUAAAGAAGUAAUAGUAGUAAUGAAAGCACCUGAGUGGUAUAUGAAGAAUAGUGGCUUGUAAAUCCAAUGAGACUGAUACAAAAAGAAGUUGUUUACUGACUUGAAUUUUGAAAUCUUUGGCUUUGCAUUCUGAUCAAAUGACAAUGUAGCAGCCUUUACUACUAUCAGUAGUAGAAUUUUGUAGAUUUCUUUGUUUCAGAAGCCUAACACAGCAAUUUUAGGGCUGUAAUCUGAGAGUGAGAAAGAAACCAAUACAGUCUGCAUCGACAAAGUGUGAUUCAUCAACGGUAGAAAACAAAGUGUUGAAAGUUAAUUCUGUUUCAUAAAAUAAGCCCUACACAACCAUGGAAAAGAACUGAGCAUCUUUUUAUGUCCUGUCACAUCUCCUAAGUGCAAAGUUCAAAAAUAUUAAAAAGUGAUUACGAACAAUCAAUUGGAUUUUCCCCCAGACAAAUAUUACCUGCUCAGCAUAGUGAAAAUGUGAAAACUUAGAAUCCUUAGAGGCAGAUCCACAUAUUAGAAUAGUGAAAUUGAUCACUACCAAUUAUCUCUACGUAGUUAUUGCAUUAUUAUACUACUGCUCAUCUUGUAUGGGAAAGAUUUAUGAAAGCACUUUUGAAGUAAGUUAUUAAGUUUUCCUCCUAUGUGAAGGGAAAAAAGUGUGCAAUUUACUGUACUGAACACCUUGUGUGCUGUAAAAAAUACUUGAGAUAUGGAAACAAUUUAUGACAAGUAGUUAACAUUAAAAUUAAAUGGGAUGAUGGAAUUAUUUUUAUAUAAGGCAUAACAAAUUGUGAAAAUUCAAAUGAUUUUAUGGUAUGGACUGAUCUUGUUACCUAUCACUCCAUAACUUCUGUUUUGUGAGACUGACGAUGCUGGGCUUUUGAUAAAAUAAAAUUAUUUUUGUGAAACA